GGUGGGUUUGCCCAAAAUGUGGCAUAAUUACAAUACAGUCCAAUGGGUUUUGCUUAGUUUUUUCAUUUCUAUAACCAUGAAUUCGAACCUGUAUAUAUACAUGUAGUAGUUUCACAAAAUGUAAAUCCUCCUCCUCAAAUCUCUUGUAUAUUUGCGUACUUUUGGCUCCAAUUUCACUGAAACAUAUCACUUCUUUCAUCGGUUGAUCUAGCAAGCUCUUUGUUCUUGCUAGAUUACAAAAGCAUGUCAAAACUAAAUGAUCAUAUCACUUUUUAAAAAAUUUCUUAAACAUUGUAACUAUAAUUUUGUAUAAUUUGUUUGUAUAUUAAAGAACAAGUUGUUUUCUAAAUAUAUGAAAAUAUAAAUCAAAAUAGUAAAGAGAAUCAGUUUUUUUUCUUCUAAAUAAUGUUUUUGCUCUUUAGUCGGGAGAGAAGAGCAUCUAAAGAGAAUGUGUGAAGCUUAUGCAAAUAGUUGUAGUAAAAAAAAAGAUACACCUAAAGAGCUUUGUUUGAGUACAAAGCAAGCAAAAGUUUAAGACAAAACCACUUUCCUCUCAGAUUAUAUUUGCAUUGUCAAGCAAGCAUAUAUGCCCAUUGUCAUCCAUAUGUGUGCAUAUCCUUGUACUAUUCUCUUUUUUUUUUUGAGGAUUAAAAUCAAUUAAAUAUGUCAAAAUAGUUUUAAGAAGUAGCUAUGAGAAUAUAAACAUCUAAUUUCUGAAGUAAAGUGAGUCUUGGAAGACAGCAAAGUGAGCUGCUAAAGGACCAAUCUUUAUGAGAAAGACAACAGAACCUUAUAUCCUUCCACAGUGUAGAUCAUUGGUUUUAGUUUAAAAGAUUUAGACGCUCUUCUGGUGUUUACCUUGAAAACCAUGGAAUCAAGUAGAGCUCUCACAACCGUUUGCAUUCUCCUCUGUCUCUUUUUCUCGGCCAGCUUCUUCACUCAUUCUGUAGUAGAUGCAAGAAAGCUUGAGAGACACGCAAAGAAGAAGCCAAAGAAAUUGGUUAUCAAAGCAUUCAAGCACACAACAUUUUUAGAGAAAAUGAUGACACAACUCAAUCUAGCUCAACCUUUGGAAUAUUCAACAACAUCCUCCAACACUCAACCUUAUGGUGUUAGCACAACUCUCACUCUACCUCCCUAUGCUUCACUUCCUCCACUUCCAGUUCCCGGAAAUGCCCCUCCUUUUUGUAUUAAUCCCCCAAAUACUCCUCUAAACUCACCUCCCUCCAUUUCCAAUCCUGGACUUAGCCCACCUCCCGGCCCAAUAACUGUACCCAACCCACCUGAAUCAUCUUCUAACCCAAACUCAAAUCCAAACCCACCCGAUUCUACCUCAAACCCAAACUCAAACCCAAACCCAAACCCACCCGAAUCAUCUUCUAACCCGAACAACCCGGGAUCUUCAUCUAACCCAAACCCACCUGUUACUGUCCCUAGUCCACCAGAAUCAUCCUCAAACCCAAACCCACCAGAAUCAUCAUCAAACCCAAACCCACCCAUUACCGUUCCAAAUCCGCCUGAAUCAUCCAGUCCAAACCCGCCAGAAACAGUUCCUAGUCCUCCUGAUGAAUCCGGUCACACACCAGGCCCAUCAGGACCCAUUUCAGGUCCACCUAACAACGAGCCAGGCCCAACAACUCCGACCGACACUCCUACACCGUCCGGUAAUCUUCCAUCCCCAACCGGAUCAGUUCCAACUCCAUCAACAGGGUUUUUACCUCCGAUUGUCUAUCCACCGCCUAUGGUACCACCGCCGUCUGGCAUGACACCGACCUCGGCUUACUGGUGUGUGGCUAAGCCCACAGUACCUGACCCAAUUAUCCAAGAAGCCAUGAAUUUCGCUUGUGGAUCAGGAGCUGAUUGCCAUUCAAUUCAGCCUAAUGGACCUUGCUUUAAGCCCAAUACAUUGUGGGCGCAUGCUUCAUUCGCCUUCAAUAGCUAUUGGCAGCGGACCAAAAGCUCUGGUGGCUCGUGUACAUUUGGUGGCACCGGCAUGCUUGUUACUGUCGAUCCAAGCUAUAAUGGGUGCCAUUUUGAUUUCUUCUGAUGCAUGAAGACUGAAGACGUCUCUCACUUUUUAUUUUUCAUCUUUUUGUGGAUACGAAUAAUAUCAAAUGUGUUUUUGAUAUAUAAUACGUUAGGUGGGUCUCUCACUUGUAAGUUGUAUGUAACUUUUAAAGGCUUUAUAAAUACACUAAUUUACUCGAAAA
Brassica rapa (field mustard) is the source of this 2210-nucleotide messenger RNA. RefSeq names its product leucine-rich repeat extensin-like protein 5. The record is from RefSeq and is a predicted model, not a curated record. NCBI's taxonomy places the organism in Eukaryota, Viridiplantae, Streptophyta, Magnoliopsida, Brassicales, Brassicaceae.